GACUUUGCAGACUCUGUGGCCCAGCUGGUUACACAGAAGUUCCGUGAACUGACAGUCGGUCUGACGUCUGUGUAUGCCCGCCACAAAACACUGGCAGGAAUCGUCAUGACAAAAGGCUUGGACACCAAACAAGCACAGGUCAUCGUCCUGUCCUCAGGAACCAAGUGUAUCAGCGGAGAGCACAUCAGUGACCAAGGACUCGUUGUCAACGACUGCCAUGCUGAAAUUGUGGCCAGGAGGGCAUUUCUUCACUUCCUCUACACUCAGCUGGAGCUGCACUUGAGCAAGCAUCGAGAGGACUCCGAGAGAUCAAUAUUCGUUCAUUUAAAGGAAGGAGGCUACAGGCUUCGAGAAAACAUCCUCUUCCAUCUCUAUGUGAGCACGUCCCCCUGCGGAGAUGCCAGACUCAACUCUCCCUACGAAAUCACCACAGAUUUGAACAGCACCAAACACAUCGUUAGGAAGUUCCGAGGCCACCUGCGUACCAAGAUUGAGUCUGGGGAAGGGACAGUCCCUGUCCGGAGCCCCAGUGCAGUCCAGACGUGGGAUGGCAUCCUGCUGGGGGAGCAGCUAGUCACCAUGUCCUGCACAGACAAGAUUGCCAGCUGGAAUGUGCUGGGACUACAAGGCGCACUCCUCUGUCACUUCAUCGAGCCUGUGUACCUCCACAGCAUCGUUGUGGGAAGUCUGCACCACACUGGCCACCUUGCACGGGUCAUGAGCCACAGGAUGGAGGGCAUCGGCCAGCUGCCUGCCUCAUACCGGCAAAACAGGCCUCUCCUUAGUGGUGUGAGUAACAGUGAGGUCCGGCAGCCAGGAAAGUCUCCCCACUUCAGUGCCAACUGGAUCGUGGGCAGUGCCGACCUGGAGAUCAUUAAUGCCACAACCGGCAAGAGGAGCUGUGGAGGCUCAUCCCGGCUCUGCAAGCACGUGUUUUCUGCUCGGUGGGCACGACUACAUGGUAGGGUAGGUCGCACCGGUCCUUUCUGGGAAGAAAAUUAGCUGUAUCCAGGUUCUGGUUAAAGCCCAGAGGAAGCUCCAGGGAAAUGGGAUGUCAUUUUGUCUGCAGUAACUAUGAGACAGGACAUGCAAACUGAUCCCCAGGGUUACUGCCCUUUCUCCAACUAACUGCCCAGGAAUUUCCUCCAUGCUCUUACAGCUUUGCUACCCAAAUGUGCUCCUCAGAGCUUG
Phodopus roborovskii (desert hamster) is the source of this 1191-nucleotide messenger RNA. Its product is annotated as double-stranded RNA-specific editase B2-like. The transcript has 6 exons. The record is from RefSeq and is a predicted model, not a curated record. Gene Ontology annotation, molecular function: double-stranded RNA adenosine deaminase activity; double-stranded RNA binding; tRNA-specific adenosine deaminase activity. Gene Ontology annotation, cellular component: cytoplasm; nucleolus. Lineage: Eukaryota; Metazoa; Chordata; Mammalia; Rodentia; Cricetidae. The annotation marks the transcript as partial. Gene Ontology annotation, biological process: RNA processing; adenosine to inosine editing.